This is a messenger RNA of Dothidotthia symphoricarpi CBS 119687, 2344 nucleotides long. RefSeq lists its product as uncharacterized. The annotation marks the transcript as partial. The transcript is spliced from 2 exons. NCBI's taxonomy places the organism in Eukaryota, Fungi, Ascomycota, Dothideomycetes, Pleosporales, Dothidotthiaceae. The record is from RefSeq and is a predicted model, not a curated record.
CCCCCUUGCGACCGCCGCCCCGCCAUGCCUGCCGUCGCAGCGGGCCCACUAUGCCACCACGCCCGGAGGGAAGAAGACGGCCAGGUCGAGUGAGGCCGAGGGGAAGAAGACAGCCAGGUCGAGUGCGCCCGAGGGCAAGAGGGCAGGCAAAUCAGGGGAGGCAACGGGCCAGCACACGAUGCGGCCGUCGUUCCUGGGCAAGGACAAGACGCUGCAGCGCGCCAGAUACGAGUCGCAGCGCCAGACGGCCGACCUGGUCACGCAGUUCCGGCGGGCGGUCGACACCCGUGACAUCAGGCAGGUCAUGGAGCUGUACCCGACGCUGCUCGAGGCCCGCCUGCUGAACCGCUACGACACGCGCCGCAUCGGCCAGGUGCUGCACGUCCGCAUCCGCAACCUCAAGCACGCCUCCGAUCUCGCCCUGCCCGACCUCUGGCCCUUUGUGCAGCAGUUCGUGGCCGACACGCGCAGCGGCGCCCUCGACCCGCACCCCUACGCCUUCGUGCACCUGCUGGGCAUCUACAAGGACCUCAAGCGCUUCCAUGACGGCCAUGCGCUGUGGCAGUGGCUGGUGCAGCAGGACGAGUCGUUCGUGUCGCAGGCCGCCUACGGGGCCGCCAUCGAGCUCAUGGCCUACGGCGGCCUCAUGCGCCUGCCCGAGCUCGAGGACCUGUACGCCGACGCCCUGAAGCGCUUCCCGGGCACCUUUGCCGAGUACCACCUCUCGCCCGACGCCAUCGUCGCCGACCGCACCCAGCCCACCUUCACCACGGGCCUGCCCACGGUGCUGCUGCAGGGCAUCCUGACCGCCCGCAUCCUGGCCCGCGACUGGAAGCGCGCCUACCUGGCCCUCGACACGGCCCUGCGCCUGUACCCCGCCCAGACCCCCAUGCGCUUCUUCGAGCUGUUCCUGGCCGAGCGCCCCGUCUCCGAAGCCUACGCCGCCCUGAUGCUCGCCUGCCGCGCCGGCAUUGUCGUGCGCCCCAAGCACGUCACUGCCCUGAUGACCAAGCUGCGCGCCGCCAUGGCCGAGUCCCCGUCGCCCGCCGACCGCCUCAUGGUCCUGCGUGCCAUUGCCAACGCCCUCUACGCCUACCUGGAGGCGGGCGGCCAGCUCGAGAGCAUCCACGUCGGCUCCUUCCUGCGAGCCUUCGACGCGGUGCUGCCCGAGCAGACCCCCGGCCAAGACUACGAGGGGGACGCCGCACAGCUCCGCAAUACCAUCGUCGUGGCUGCACACGAGACCCUGUCAGGCCUGUUGCAAGCCGGCAUGUCGCCGCAGAUCCACCCCUUCGAUUCGCUGAUCGCCAUCGCUGGCAGGCUGCGCGUCCCUGACCUGCUCCUCACUACUCUCCAGGACAUCAACACGGCGCGUCUCGAGCUGGGCCCGAUUGGAGUCCGGAGUGUGCUCACGGCGGCUGGUCUCGUAGGGAACAAAGACCUGAUCGAGCAGUUUUGGUCGCGCGUUGUCUCAUCCGCUGAAGCCGAGAGCAGGCAGAUCCCCUUCGAAGACUGGACCACGCUCGUCAAGGCGUGUAGACGAGCGAACCAUGUCGACUACUUCAAAGCACAGCUGCUCAGCCUACCGCACGCCAUCACUUCUAGCAUUGAGCGAACCAUCACCUCCCAGCUGAGCGAGAAAGAAGUAGUGCCCAACAUGCAAUCGUUCGAAUACCCAACCACCAGCGAACUCACCUCAGAAAUGGAAGCCCUGAAGACGCAAAUGAAAAGCAUCCAAGCCGUCGUCAUGUCCGGACAGCCUCUCGACCUCCGCAAAUCGCCUUUCCACAUGCAUCUAGACCCCAGACACGGGCAGCUGGGCAACGACGAGGCCAUGCGCGCCGUCUACGAAGGCUUCACAACCGACCCCCACCAGCCACCACCGCCCCCACCCGCAGACGGCAAAGCAGUCCUAAGCCCCACCGGCAUCCCCCUCGACGAACUCCGCUACCAGAACUGGGUCACCAUCCUCGAGAUGAUGGACCAAGCACAAGCCUACGACACGGACAUCCAAGCCGCCCUCGACGCAGCCAUAACAGCCGGCAAGCCCCUCCGCAACCCAUCAGACAUCCUGCGUCUGCGCCCUAGCUCACACACAACCACCCCCCUCCACGACACGGCCGCCCUCCGCCAGAAGAUCAAGAGCCUCCGCGCGCAGGGCCCCGCGCCCCUGCCCUUCCGCAAAGUAACCCCGCGCUCUCCUGUUGAUGACGUGCGUAGUGUUAAUCCUCCCAGGGCUUCUGAGCACGGUGCGUUGCGGCUGAGCUAUUAUGUUGGCUUGAAGUCGGAUCAUGAUGCGCCGGUUAAUCCGGAGAGGAAUUUUUUUAGGGGGAUUAAGGUGGGU